GUGGCACCGGGACGAUCACCAUCUCAUCGGAGCGAGUCAGGGAGAGAAGAGAAGAGAAGAGUGCGUGAGGUGCGGCGACGAAGAGAGAAAGAGAAGAGAUGGAGUCCAAGGCGGUGAGGUGCCUCUGCUUGCUCGCGAUGCUCCUGGUGGCCGGGCUCGGGGCGGCGAGCGGCGCCGGGGAGUGCGGCCGCGUCCCGGCGGACAGGAUGGCGCUGAAGCUGGCCCCGUGCGCGGCGGCCACCCAGAACCCGCGGUCCAAGGUGGCGCCGGGCUGCUGCGCGCAGAUACGCAGCAUCGGGCGCAGCCCCAAGUGCCUCUGCGCCGUCAUGCUGUCCAGCACCGCGCGCCAGGCCGGCGUCAACCCCGCCGUCGCCAUGACCAUCCCCAAGCGCUGCGCCAUCGCCAACCGCCCCGUCGGCUACAAAUGCGGCCCGUACACCCUCCCAUGAGGAGCACAUGUGGUGGAACUGGAAGAGGAAGAGGUGUCCAACUCACUCUUGGGAGUUGGGACUGUCCAACAUAUAUACCUGAUGCUAUCUUUGUCGUGUGGAACCUUUGCUUGAAUCUUUCAUGAAUAAAUAAUGUGUUGUAAUGCCUCUGUUGUUGGAAUAAUAAAGUUGUACCUUUCCAAA
Molecule: messenger RNA, 632 nt
Organism: Hordeum vulgare subsp. vulgare (domesticated barley)
Lineage: Eukaryota; Viridiplantae; Streptophyta; Magnoliopsida; Poales; Poaceae
Product: non-specific lipid-transfer protein-like
Exons: 2
Coding region: 99-449 (116 amino acids)
Biological process (GO): systemic acquired resistance
Molecular function (GO): fatty acid binding
Source: RefSeq, a predicted model, not a curated record